Molecule: messenger RNA, 4204 nt
Organism: Calliphora vicina (urban bluebottle blowfly)
Lineage: Eukaryota; Metazoa; Arthropoda; Insecta; Diptera; Calliphoridae
Gene: ema
Product: C-type lectin domain containing ema
Exons: 11
Coding region: 229-3540 (1103 amino acids)
Biological process (GO): endosome to lysosome transport; endosomal transport; regulation of autophagosome maturation
Cellular component (GO): endolysosome membrane; late endosome
Source: RefSeq, a predicted model, not a curated record
GUGAAAAAAGAAGUAUCCCAAAUAGAAACUAAUUAAAAUUGUACAACAAUUCUUAAACAUAAUCGUUAAAUUAAUAAUUUAAUAGUGCUAUUGAAACAGUAUUUAACAAUAACUUGACAUUUUAAUUGCAAUCUACAAAAACGAUUGUUUGAAUCGAACGAAACUGUGCAGCUUUUCCCUCUCUUCAAAGAAAAUAACAACACAUUAUUAAAGAAUUUAUAGAAAAUAAUGUUUCGUAGCCGUAGCUGGUUCGGUGGAGGUUGGAAUAAACCAAAAAAUCGCCUAUCACUGGACCACCUGAAAUAUUUAUACAGUGUUUUGGAAAAGAAUACCACAGUAUCUGAAAACAAUAGAGGCUUAUUGGUAGAAUCUCUGCGUUGUAUUGCGGAGAUUUUAAUAUGGGGCGAUCAACAUGAUUCCUCAGUAUUUGAUUUUUUCCUUGAGAAAAACAUGCUGUCCUAUUUUUUGCAUAUAAUGCGACAAAAGAGUGGUGGCUCUAGUUUUGUGUGUGUUCAAUUAUUACAAACAUUAAAUAUUUUAUUUGAAAAUAUACGAAAUGAGACCUCAUUGUAUUAUCUUUUGAGUAAUAAUCAUGUCAACUCGAUUAUAGUGCAUAAAUUUGAUUUCUCUGACGAAGAUGUUAUGGGCUAUUAUAUAUUAUUUUUGAAAACUUUAAGUUUAAAAUUGAACACCCACACUAUACAUUUCUUUUAUAAUGAGCAUACAAAUGAUUUUCCCCUGUAUACAGAAGCUAUUAAGUUUUUCAAUCAUCCCGAGAGCAUGGUGCGUAUAGCUGUACGCACUAUUUCCUUAAAUGUUUAUAAAGUACAAAAUGCUAGCAUGUUACGUUUUAUAAGAGACAAAACGGCUGCUCCUUAUUUCAGCAAUUUAGUUUGGUUUAUUGGCAAACAUAUUUUGGAAUUGGAUACAUGUGUUCGAACAGAUAUUGAUCACCAAUCAAAUCAAAAACUUUCAAAUUUAGUUGCUGAACAUUUGGAUCAUUUACAUUAUCUAAAUGAUAUACUUCUGUUGGAAAUAAACGAUUUAAAUGCGGUUUUAACCGAACACUUGCUGCACAAACUCUUUGUGCCGUUAUACAUAUUUUCAUUGACACCAGCACCGCCACCACCCUCCUUAGCAUUGGUUACACAAAAUCUAGCAGCCGUUUUAAAUCGUAACGUUGAUAUCGAUAUACAAGAAAUGCAAAAUCCACGAGUAUCUUCCAUAGUAGCUUUAUAUUUACUAUCACUGGUAUUUUUAGUGGUUACACAUUCGCCAUUAGUUCAUGCCUUAGCAUGGGUUAUAUUAAAUGGUGAUAAUACUGUAUUUAAAGAGGGUGCGGCAGCUGUUUUGAGUGCAUAUGUAGAACAUCGUGAAGCUGUGGUACCCAGUUUUACCGAACCACGUGAAAGUUUAGAGCAAGCUUUAGAUACGGCAGCUAAUUCCUCGGCUUACUCGUAUGGCGAGGAAACCACUGAAGAAAGUUUAGUUGCCUCUACAUCAACAUCAAGUGGUAUUGUGGCAGAUUCCUUAACAAGCUCGUCAACGGCAUCACAGCCUGUGGAAGAAACUGAUGUACAUAGCUCUACAGAAGCUUUAGAAAACACCGAAACAUCUACCCUAAUAAGCAAUAUCAAAUUGGCCAAUAUAACGGAUGAGGAAAAGGAAAAACUACAACAAUUGACAUCACCUACAUCAGCCAGCUCAAUAAAUUCAACUUUACAUCGGCCAUUUUUGGACACUGUUAUGUCGGCGUUGGAUUGUACGGAAAAUGAUUAUCUGGCCUUGUUAGCUUUAUGCUUAAUAUAUGCCAUGAGUUUCAAUAAAGGUGUAAAAAACGAUUGGUUCCACCAAGUUCUAUCGAAAUCGGGUAAUGGAUCAUUAAGUUAUAAAACGGAAUUAAUAGAACGUUUAUUAAAUAUCAUAACUUUGGCAAAUCAACCCUCCUGUCGUAUACGUUUAAUAACCAUUGAAAUUGCUCUACAACUAUUGGUGACAUUUACCAAAACGAAUAAUCAAACGGACGAUAUGCCAGCUACUACAUGUAUCACGGAGGCGCAACAGGAUCUGUUGUUUGCAGCACGUAACCAAUCGAUGUCAGUAUUACGUAAUUUUUACAAAUCUGAGGACAUUUUCUUAGAUUUAUUCGAAGACGAGUACAAUGAAAUGCGUAAAACGCAAUUGAAUGUUGAAUUUUUAUGCAUGGAUUCAACAAUACUAUUACCACCGACCGGUACACCAUUGACAGGCAUACCGUUCACAAGACGUUUGCCCUGCGGAGAAGUGGAAAAAGCCAGGCGGGCCAUACGAGUAUUUUUCCUAUUACGAAAAACGUGCCAACAAUUUCUCAAUGAAAAAGAAACAAUGCUGCCUUUAACGAAUUCGUUAAAUCUUGUGCAAGUUGAUAAUGUUUUAGAUUUGAACAAUAGUGAUUUAAUUGCUUGCACGGUAAUUGCCAAGGACAAUGUUAAACAGCGGCGUUUUCUGGUGAUAGAUUCAUUGCAACUUAUAUUAGUGGAACCGGAUGCUAAACUAUUAGGUUGGGGUGUUGCCAAAUUUGUGGGUUUCCUACAAGAUGUUGAGGUUGUGGGUGAUAAGGAUGAUAGUCGUUGUUUGCAUAUAACCGUACAUCGUGGUGGCGCUACACACAAUCGUACUCCCUUAAUAUCGGCCAAAUUCCUAUUCGACGAUCAUAUACGUUGUAUGGCUGCCAAACAGCGUCUAACGAAAGGUCGUAGCAAAGCCAGACAAAAGAAAAUGUAUCAAAUCGCUCAAAUGAUUGAGAUGCCUGGCCAAGUUGUAGACUCUCCUGUAUAUGCGGUAGCUGGAUUGAGAUCUGCCAGUGGUGCUAGUGGCAGUUCAAGUUCUAGGUCAUCACGCGAGCAUAGACCUAUUUUUUCGGCUACCAGUAGGGUCCCUGGGUUUGCUGCAGCUCUCAGACGAGAUAAUAUAGUAGCCGGUGGCGUCAGUCGCAUACAAAUGGCGCAAAACCGUUCUAUAGAGGGUAUCCGUAAUGAAAGUGCCGGGCGUUCACGUCGACGUACCUCCAAUUCAAAUACUCCAACUCAAGGUGAGUCUGGUUCACCACAACGUGAACAUUCACACUCUCCCAGUAGUGGUGGUGGUGGGAAAAGUUCUACACAUUCAAGAGAGAAUUCACAACAAAGAUCAUCCAGAGACAAUAGUCCUAGAAUGCCAAGGCCAAGAUCAGAAGAAAUUCCUUUGGAAGAUUUUCAACAUUCUCGCAAUAAUAGUCCGCAUGGUGGUAGAGCACCCUCAACGACCUCUAAUGCAGGCUCACGCUGUCAUACACCCUCGAGAGCUUUAAAUUUUGAUCAAAUUUCUAUACACAAUGCAUCUCCGCGUGACAAUUCAAUGCUGGCUCAAGUAAACAGUACUGCGCUAACCAAAGAGGUAGUUAUACAUCAACAAAACUCUUCAGAAGAAACUUCCUUUAUGGCUAACGAUGACGGAGCUUCGUCCGCGUCCUCUUCUGGUCAAACAAGUGCAAGACGAAAGGGAGCUAUAGAAACAGUUUGAUUAUAUUAAUAAAAAAAAAACAGUUUUAAGUUAGUUAGGUAAAAUGUAAGAGAUCUAUUUACUAGGGUGUUUGAUUAACAAAUUAAUAUUUUAAUCUAGAUUUUAACACUAUUUAAAUUGUAGCGUCCUAACAGUUUUUAUUUAUAUUUUGAGGAAAAUUAUCUGAAAAAAUUUCGGCAAAGUUGGAUUUUAUAUUUUUGGGUUAGUUUUACAUAAAAUUUUAUAUAUCAAAUAUUUUAAAAGCUAUUGCAAAUUGGUCUGUUCCAUAACAUAUAACUAUUACGAAUUAUCAAUUUCUGAUAAUUCGUAAUAGUAUUUUUUGUUAUUAAACUGACCAAAUAUGUCUAUACAAAUCUUGAAACUGGACAGCUAUUUGAUUGGAAAAUUUAAAUAUUCGAAUUUAAAAAAAAUAUUAUUUGUAAAAUUUAAAUUCCAAAUUUCUUUUGAAAUAAUUACGGAUGAAGCCCUUAAUAAUUAUUUUAAAUGCAUAUUAAAAUAAAUUUUGAUAUUUUAUUCUUUAUUUGAAAGUAAAAGUAAAUUCCUGUACUAAUUUAAUUAUGUAUACAUACCUCAAAUAUUUAUAUAAUUAUUUGGAAAAAGUGAUUGUUUAACGAAAUAUUUGUUGCAUAAAAUAAACUACAAGAUAAAUUUUAGCAAAACAGAA